Molecule: messenger RNA, 306 nt
Organism: Torulaspora globosa
Lineage: Eukaryota; Fungi; Ascomycota; Saccharomycetes; Saccharomycetales; Saccharomycetaceae
Gene: DAD1
Product: Dad1p
Exons: 1
Coding region: 1-306 (101 amino acids)
Cellular component (GO): spindle microtubule; mitotic spindle pole body; mitotic spindle
Source: RefSeq, a predicted model, not a curated record
AUGAGUUCCACUAACGAUGAGAAUGAUGAGGUGAUUGAGAAAAAGAGCUCGACCGUGAGCCCCGCUGAUAAGUAUUUCAUAGAGCAACGGGACUUAAUAAUACAGGAUAUCAACAACACAAUGGAUUCCAUUCUAAAUAGUUUGAAUACGCUGAAUAUCUCUUUGGAAAAUUCCAUUGCCGUGGGAAAGGAAUUUGAAAGCGUAUCCGAUCUGUGGAAGACAUUCUAUGACGGCCUGAACCGCGAUCUGGAAGAGCCCAUCGGCUCCCAGGAGAGCAAUAAGGACAAGACCUUGCCGCAAGAAUAA